UUUUGCAACAAAAUGAUUCGCAAUUCAAUUUUCCCCUUCGUUCUCCUGACCUUCUCCGUGGCGCACGCCGCCUACGACUUGAACGUGGCGAGGACCAUCUGCGCCGUGGGAAAUAGGCGCGGCGUAACCGCUCGGGUAAUGCUGGCCGCAUUUGAGACGGCCAUUGUGGAGUCGGGGUGUCGAAAUUUGAAUUAUGGAGACCGUGAUUCCGUCGGAGUUUUCCAACAGCGUCCUUCCCAAGGUUGGGGGACCAGGGAACAGUGCAUGAAUGUGGAAUAUGCAUCCAAUAAAUUUUUUGAGGUUUGCCAAACUCGCGAUAUUUGCGGGCCGACGGCAGGUCAACUGGCCCAAUGCGUGCAACGGUCAGCCUAUCCGGACAGGUAUGACCAAAAUGAGGGGAACGCGAGAGGGCUGAUGAAUCAGAUUGGGUGCAAAGCUGGUGGAGGUGGAGGUGGGGGUGGCACGAAAAAUGAGCAACCCUGCUCCUCUGUCGGCCAUUGUUUCAAUAAGAAUACGGAAACCUGUUCGGGAACACCGAAGGAGAAAGUUAAUGGACAAUGGGGCUGUCCCACCCAGUCGGCUAAUAUCAUUUGUUGCGACACGUCUAGUGGGGGAGGAGUUAAAAAUGAGCAACCGUGCAGUCGAGUUGGCUAUUGUUACGACCGAAAUAGUGGAUCGUGUCCGGCGGAUCGUCAGACGGAUAAGGUCGAUGGCCAGUGGGCCUGCCCAACCCAACCGGAUAACAUCAUUUGUUGUCGUAAUUAGAUAACUGAAAGGUCCGGAAUUAUGUUUGUGGUGAUAAUAAAGUUGUAAAAUUGGCAGGUGGCUAAACAGAGAGAAAUAAAUUGAUAUAUUUUUGACGUAUCAUACGGAUUG
Molecule: messenger RNA, 876 nt
Organism: Folsomia candida
Lineage: Eukaryota; Metazoa; Arthropoda; Collembola; Entomobryomorpha; Isotomidae
Exons: 3
Coding region: 13-765 (250 amino acids)
Source: RefSeq, a predicted model, not a curated record